This is a messenger RNA of Suncus etruscus (white-toothed pygmy shrew), 3160 nucleotides long. RefSeq names its product PDZ domain containing ring finger 3 (gene PDZRN3). Bases 1 to 3039 code for a protein of 1012 amino acids. Gene Ontology annotation, molecular function: ubiquitin protein ligase activity; zinc ion binding; protein binding. Lineage: Eukaryota; Metazoa; Chordata; Mammalia; Eulipotyphla; Soricidae. Gene Ontology annotation, cellular component: neuromuscular junction. The transcript is spliced from 10 exons. The record is from RefSeq and is a predicted model, not a curated record. Gene Ontology annotation, biological process: neuromuscular junction development; protein ubiquitination.
AUGGGCUUCGAGCUGGAUCGCUUCGACGGCGACGUGGACCCGGACCUCAAGUGCGCGCUGUGCCACAAGGUGCUGGAGGACCCGCUGACCACGCCGUGCGGCCACGUCUUCUGCGCCGGCUGCGUGCUGCCCUGGGUGGUGCAGGAGGGCAGCUGCCCCGCGCGCUGCCGCGGCCGCCUCUCGGCCAAGGAGCUCAACCAUGUCCUGCCGCUCAAGCGCCUCAUCCUCAAGCUGGACAUCAAGUGCGCGCACGCGGCGCGCGGCUGCGCCCAGGUGGUCAAGCUGCAGCAGCUGCCCGAGCACCUGGAGCGCUGCGACUUCGCGCCCGUGCGCUGCCCCCACGCGGGCUGCGGCCAGACGCUGCUGCGGCGCGACGUGGAGGCGCACGUGCGGGACGCUUGUGACGCGCGGCCCGCGGGCAGCUGCCCUGACGGCUGCGGGCUGCCCCUGACGCAGGGCGAGCGGCGCGCGGGCGGCCACUGCUGUGCGCGGGCCCUGCGGGCGCACAACGCCGCGCUGCAGGCCCGCCUGGGCGUGCUGCACAAGGCGCUGAAGAAGGAGGCUCUGCGCGCGGGCAAGCGCGAGAAGUGCCUGGUGGCGCAGCUGGCCACCGCGCAGCUGGAGCUCCAGAUGACCGCGCUGCGUUACCAGAAGAAGUUCACCGAGUACAGCGCGCGCCUGGACUCGCUGAGCCGCUGCGUGGCAGCAGCGGCCCCAGACAAGGGUGAGGAAGCCAAGAGCAUGAGGCUUGUGCUGCAUCGUGCCGCUGGCUCCCUGGGCUUCAAUAUCAUUGGAGGCCGGCCCUGCAUGGACAACCAGGACAGGUCCUCCAACGAAGGCAUCUUUGUUUCCAAGGUAGUGGAGAGUGGACCAGCUGCCAAAGAUGGAGGUCUGCAGAUCCAGGACCAGAUCCUUGAGGUGAAUGGCAAAGAUUUGUCCAGAGCCACUCAUGACCAAGCCGUGGAGGCCUUUAAGACAGCUCAGGAGCCUAUUGUGGUACAAGUGCUGAGGAGAACUCCACGUGCCAGGAUGUUCCCACCAGUGGAACAGCAACUGGUGGACACAGGCACACAGACGGACAUUACCUUUCUGCACAGCUUGGCCCUCUGCAAGGUGCCUGGCCUGGAAUCCUACCUCCUGCCAGAUGAGCAUCCCUCAGCACAUGAGUACUAUGACCCUAACGACUAUCUUGGGGGCCUGCAGCAGGAGCUGGACAGGGAGGAUCUGGAGCUUGAGGAGGUGGACCUCUACCGGGUCAGUAGCCAGGACAAAUUGGGCCUCACUGUGUGCUACCGGACAGAUGAAGAUGAUAUUGGCAUCUAUAUCAGCGAGAUUGAUCCCAACAGCAUUGCUGCCAAGGAUGGGCGCAUCCGCGAAGGAGACCGUAUCAUCCAGAUUAAUGGGAUUGAGGUGCAAAAUCAUGAAGAAGCUGUUGCUCUCCUCACCAGUGAGAAAAAGAACUUUUCCCUGCUGAUCGCAAGGCCUGAACUACAGCUUGAAGAGGGCUGGCUGGACGAGGACAGGAAUGACUUUCUAGAUGACCUGCACCUUGACAUGCUGGAGGAGCAGCACCAACAAGCAAUGCAGUUUACAGCCAGCCUGCUCCAACAGAAGAAGCAUGAGGAAGAUGGGGGAACUACCGACACAGCCACCAUCCUGUCUACACAGCAUGAAAAGGACAGUGGUGUGGGGCGCACUGAUGAGAGCACACGGAAUGACGAGAGCUCAGAGCCAGAGAACCAAGGAGAUGAAACAACUGCUGCCUCCAAGCUGACAUGCAGCCAGGAUACACUGGGCAGUGGCGACCUGCCCCUGAGCACUGAGUCCUUCGGAUCAGCUGAAGGUGCGGACCCUGAUGACCUGGGCAUCCCUCCUGCUGAUUGUGAGCACUUCCGCCAGCUCCUAGAGCUCAAGUGUGGCCGACUGUGUCCCGGCAGCCCUUCUGAUGGUCCUGCAGAUGUAGAUGCUGGCAAGAGUGACCCCGAAAGCGUGGACCGUGAGCUGGAACUGCUCAAUGCCGAGCUGCGCAGCAUCGAGCUGGAGUGCCUGAGUAUCGUGCAUGCACACCGGGCACAACAGGCCCAUGAUGCCUGGGCUCUGCAGCACAGCGGGCCCCGCACCUCCAGUACCGAGCACCGGCCGACCCUGGCCGACAUCUCCGAGCUGCCCGAGAAGUCUGAUAAGGACAGCUCGAGUGCCUACAACACAGGUGAGAGCUGCCGAAGCACCCCACUCACCCUGGAGACGUCACCAGAUGGUUCACUGUGCCGCACCGCCAGUGGGCCCUGUAUGCAGGCCAUGCUUGCCAUUACUGAGGACUCUGAAGGGGAUGGCCCCACAGCCAAGGAGCCAGACUCUGGCCAACUCAUGGAUGGUAGGGACCGGCAUCCCCGUGCCUGCAGCCCUUUGCCUAGUGGCCAGCUAGGUACUUCUGGGCCACACUCGCCCUACAAGCAUGCACACAUCCCAGCACAUGCGCAGCACUAUCAGAGCUACAUGCAGCUCAUCCAGCAGAAGUCGGCUGUGGAGUAUGCACACAGCCAGAUGAGCCUGGUGAGCUUGUGCAAGGACAUGGCCACAAGACCCAGGGAGCCUCGGCUGGAGUGGAAGGUGAAGGUGCGCAGCGAUGGCUCACGCUACAUUACCAAGCGACCAGUGAGGGACCGGCUGCUCCGCGAGCGUGCACUCCGUAUCCGUGAAGAACGUAGCGGUGUUACCACGGAUGAUGACGCGGCCAGUGAGCUGAAGCUGGGCCGCUACUGGAGCAAGGAAGAGCGCAAGCAGCACGUGGCACGAGCACGAGAGCAGAGGCGUAGGCGCGAACUGCUGCAGCAGAGCCGUGUGCACUGCCUGCAAGAGCAUGGGGACGAGCGCCGGGAGAGCAGCAUCCUGGAGCUGAGCCACAAGAAGAUGAUGAGGAGAAGAAACAAGAAGAUCUUCGACAACUGGAUGACUAUCCAGGAACUGCUGACCCAUGGCACCAAGUCUCCUGAUGGCACCCGUUUGCACAGCGCCUUCCUGUCAGUGACCACCGUGUGAUCUGCCUUUCAUGUGCGCAGGGUGCCCAUGGGGCUGGAGACCUGCCUCAUUCAGUGUAGCAGGUGUUUGUAGAAGAUGUGUGCAUCCAGGUAUUGAAAAAGCAGCUGUGUGUUCAGUGGUG